ACCCCAUAUAACAAUAUUAAAGUAACAAAUAAAUUUUAUUAAAAGGAAAGUUACAAUGGUGAAGAAUUGAAGAUGAAGGAAUAAAAAAAAAAAAAAGUAAAUUUAUUUCAACAAUAAUUAAAUUAUGAUCUUAAACGGGGCGGAGCGGAGUGGGUACCCGCGGAAUAAAAAUGUUAAAAUGGUUACGGAAAUAGGGUUUUCCCCUUUUUACAUUUUUGGACAAAGAUGGAGGCGGAGUUCUUAAACAGUUGCUGGAUGGUUGCCAUCCCCUAUAUAUUACCCAUAUAUGUAAAUAACUGAACUAUACACGGCUACACGGAUAUAUAUAUAUAGACGCGCGCGCGCGCACACACACCACAGGCCUAGAUGAAGUGGCGAGUCACUCAGUCGAGGCUCUCCAGCAAGGUUAGCAUCAUUCCGUCCAAAAGAAUUAAUGUUGAUUACAAUUAUAUGUAUCUAUAGAUCUGAUUAACAUCCCGGUCCAUGUUGAUUGUCAGUUUGAUUUUGAGUUUAUUAGAGAGAAAAAUGAAACUAUCUGAUUACCCUGCUUGCUAAUCGAUUAUAAACCAACAAAAGAUUCAAUUUCGGUGGUAGUUGGGGAAAAUUAUGAAUUACUUGCCAUUCCGUCGAAUUUCAACUCUGCUUGAUUCAGCAACAAAAAACCCUAAUUCGACACCAUUUACAAUUCCUGGAAAUCUAAAGAUAAGGAAUUGGAAUCCAAUUCCAUUACCCCAUAGAACAAUUCCUGAACCCAAAGGCCAAGACCUUGAUUAUGUGAAUGUAGCUUACAGCUACCUUGUGCACUCUGAUUGGACUAAGCUUGAUAAGUUGGUGUCUGGUCUGACACCGUUUAGAGUCAAGCACGUUCUGUUGAAGGUCCAAAAGGAUCAUGUUGUUUCCCUUGAAUUCUUCAAAUGGGUUGAACUCCGUAAACCCAAUUCCCAUACCCUUGAAAUGCAUUCCAUUGUUCUGCAUAUUCUUACCAAGAAUCGUAAGUUCAAAUCUGCUGAAUCCAUUUUGAAGAAAAUCCAUGAAUCCAGUUCGAUAGAAUUUCCUUCUAAGCUCUUUGAAACCAUACUUUAUUCGUACCGAUUAUGCGAUUCUUCACCUUUUGUUUUUGACUGUCUCUUCAAAACUUAUGCACAUAUGAAGAAAUUCAGGAAUGCCACUGACACUUUUUGUCGUAUGAAGGAUUAUGGGUUUCUCCCAACUGUUGAGUCAUGCAAUGCAUAUAUGAGCUCUUUAAUUAAUUUAAAUCGGACAGAUAUUGCUUUGAGAUUUUAUAAGGAAAUGCAGCGAUCUCGGAUUUCACCAAAUGUUUAUACUCUCAAUAUGGUUAUUGAUGCUCUUUGUAAAUCAGGGAAACUAGAAAAGGCUUUUGAGGUUUUUAGGGAGAUGGAAAAUAUGGGGUUUAAUCCUACUGUUGUGUCUUAUAACACAUUGAUUGCUGGAAAUUGUAACCAGGGCCUUUUGAGCACUGCCAUGAAGCUCAAGAACUUGAUGGAGAAGAAUGGGUGUCACCCGAAUGAUGUUACUUAUAACAUACUUAUCCAUGGGUUCUGCAGGGAUGGGAAAUUAAUUGAAGCAAACAAGCUUUUCACCGAGAUGAAAAACAUGAAUAUGGCUCCUAAUAUCAUAACAUAUAACACGUUGAUAAAUGGGUACAGCCAGGUAGGUAACAGUGAGAUGGGCCGCCGGCUUCAUGAGGAGAUGUCUAGGAAUGGAAUUAAGGCUGAUAUCUUGACUUAUAAUGCGUUGAUUUUGGGACUAUGCAAGGAGGGGAGGACAAAGAAAGCUGCAUAUCUGGUUAAAGAAUUUGAUAAGGAGAACUUGAUCCCAAACUCCUCAACCUUUUCUGCCCUUAUAAUGGGGCAGUGCGUAAGGAAGAAGUCUGAGCGAGCCUUUCAGCUAUACAAAAGCAUGAUAAAAACCGGUUGUCAUCCGAAUGAGCAUACUUUCAAGUUUUUGAUGUCCACAUUCUGCAAGAAUGAGGACUUUGAUGGAGCAGUCCAGGUCUUGAGAGAGAUGUUAAAAAGAUCUAUUGCUCCUGAUUCAGGCAUCUUAUCUGAGAUUUGCUGUGGACUUCGCCUGUGUGGCCAAGCUGAGUUAGUAUUGCAGUUGUGCAAAGAGAUUGAAGCUAGACACCUUAUGCCAGAAGGUUUUGAGAAAGCUAAAAUCAUUAGCUGUAAACCAGGAAUAGAGAGCAAAUCAAAUGAAGACGACUUGUAAGGUGAUCUUCUUGAUUACGGAAAUGUUCACGAGGCCAUUAAUGGGUGUGAUGGUGUUUUUCACACUGCAUCACCAGUAAUUGACGAUCCAUUCACACAUGAUAAGGGGCAUAUAUUUGUCUCAGUGUAUCUGGCAGAUGACGAGGAACCCACUUUAUGUUAGGGACGGAGUGCUAAAACAAAGCUUAACCUGAGUUCAAGACUGGUCAAACAAUUCUUAUAAUACAUUGAGUGGGUCUCCUGUGAUUGAUAGAUGGAAAAGCUGGGAGAAUUUUAAAAAGUUAAGUGGCACAGAAUGCGAUAGAGGAAACUAAAAUGAUCAAAUUCCUCUAGAAGCACAAGGCCGCAUUUUCAUGCCUUUUAUGCAGGUUGACAGUUCCACUUCACAAACAAAUGGUGGGACUGGAAUUGGAUUGAGCAUUAGCAAGCAUUUGGUGGACCUUAUGAAUGGAGAAAUUGGAUUCGUCAGUAAACCUGGCUGCAACUUUUGCAAAAGAAGAAACAAGUUCUCUGGAAACAAAUUGGCUGCAGUACAAUCUAACUAUUUCAGAGUUCCAGGGAUUGAGAGCAUUGGUGGUUGAUGGUAGAAGCAUCCGAGCUGAGGUCGCAAGAUAUCAUCUCCAGAGGUUGGGGAUAUCCACAGACUUAGUCAGUCAUGAUUUCACAUGCUCUUACCUAUCGAGUAACUCCAACACAAGUGCAUCAUCACAUUCAAACAUGAUUCUUGUUGAAAAAGAUGAUUUGGACAAGGAGAUUGGUCUAGCAUUACAUGAACUGCUUAGGGAGCUCAGGCCCAAUGGCUGCUUAAAUGUCCCAGAAAUUCCGCUAAAGAUAUUUCUUCUGGCAACUUCUAUAAGCUCCACUGAGUGGAAUGAGCUUAAAUCAGCUGGUUUAGUGGAUGACGUGCUAACAAAACAUCUUCGAUUAAGUGUGUUGAUUUCCUGCUUCUGAGAAGCCAUUGGAAUUGGCAAGAAGAGGCAAUUAAACAGUGGGAAACUAUUAAAUCUUGGAAAUCUUCUGAGAGAAGCGAAUAUUGGUGCUGGAUGACAAUGCUGUUAACAGAAGAGUGGCCAGAGGUGCUCUAAGAAAGUAUGGGGCAACUGUUACUUGCGUUGAGAGUGGAGAGGCUGCUGUAGCAAGCUUUGAUGCUUGCUUCAUGUAUCUCCAGAUGCCAGAAAUUGAUGUGUUUAAAGCUAUGCGACAAAAUCGCAGUCUAGAGCACAAUGUUAAUGAAAAAAUUGAAUCUGCUGACACAUCUACCAAUAUGCCUGCAAAUAUGGCUCAUUGGCACACACCAAUAAUAUCAAUGACUGCUGAUGUAAUUCAAGCAACAAAUGAGGAGUGUGUGAAGUGUGGGAUGGAUGAUUAUGUGUCAAAGGCAUUUGAAGAAGAGCAGCUUUAUUCAGCAGUGGCACGCUUUUUUGAAUCUGGUUGAUAGAGAGGGAAUGGGAUUGACAUGGCAGUGGUAAUUCACAGGUGGUCCAGCCAAGUGAUUGUUCUGACUUAUUUAUCACAGGUGGUCCAGCCAAGUGCUUGUUCUGAGUAUAUAUUCCAAAGCAAUUUGGCCUUCCAACUACUGACAUCCCUCACCGCUAUGAGAUGGUAUGAUAGGCUCAUUCCAAUGGCAUUCUUCUAGCCUUUCCUCAUCUGGAAUUCCAAAUGCAGUGGCAGAUGUCAAUUGGUGGUGAUCUGUUUCCAGGAAUGCUGAGAUUGCCACCAUGAUUAAUGGUUUGUAAUGCAUGGAUAUCCACAGAAAGCAAUGAACGAGCUGUGACCAGUUUGCCAUUAUCCAUUCUACAUCAUCUGCUCACUUCACGAGGGACACGAUAAGAGAAAAGGAACUUAUUAUUAUUUUUAUUGUUUAUGCCCCUUUUAGUUAGAUUAGAUAUGGUUGGCAUGAUUUUUGUAACAUUGGCAUUCUUCCUUGAAGAAGGUAUAAGCAUAAAAUGUUUGCUUUAGAAUACGCAUAUUAAAUCCUAAUGAGACGAAUGACUCUUCUUCUUCUCAAUAAUUUUUGUAGGGAAGAAUGCGGAUAAAUAGUAAUCACAUUGCGAGAAGUAGAUGGAUUGUUAUUUUGACAUUGUAUUGUUUUAACUUCAAUUCUACCUGUUUUGAAGGUGAUUGAACAGGUCACUGGACAAGGAGGUAGUAGUUAGUGAAGAAGUAAAACUGAAGGAAAUUCUCAUAGAAAACCCUUUGGUGAUGAAAUUUGGUCAUCAGUGAGCUAGUGCACUUGAGGAUAUGUUCUUUGUGAAAAUAUUUUGUAUUCAUCCUAAUCUCUGUGGAUUGUGUAUGAAAUAGAGCUCCUUUUUGUUUGUUUUU
Messenger RNA from Cornus florida, 4550 nucleotides. RefSeq names its product pentatricopeptide repeat-containing protein At4g26680, mitochondrial. The transcript has 6 exons. Bases 607 to 2229 code for a protein of 540 amino acids. The record is from RefSeq and is a predicted model, not a curated record. Lineage: Eukaryota; Viridiplantae; Streptophyta; Magnoliopsida; Cornales; Cornaceae. Gene Ontology annotation, molecular function: protein binding.